AGAACACCGUUAUCGAACAGUUGAUGCUCGCUGUCUCUGACAUCGGACCGAAGCACACUUCUUGUCAUCUUCGACAAAACCGGGUUGACGAAAUGAGCCACAACACCUUAAUGAACAGUUAUUGAAGAAGACAUACUAGGUGAAGUUGGGGAUGGCCAAACCCUGCAGCUUGGUGAAAACAAACCACCUGGUGAAGCCUGUAUCAGCCACGCGGGUUGCCGGCAGAUACCUCACUCACCAGCAGGGCCUGCCAUGUCUCCCCGUACCCCCCCUGCAGCAGACGUGUGAGCGUUACAUCACAGCGCUGGAGCCCAUCGUGGAGGUGGACGAGCUGAAACACACCAAAGAGUUGGUGCAGGAGUUUCAGAAGUCAGGGGGCGUCGGAGAGAAGCUGCAGAAAGGCCUGGAGGAGAGAGCGAAGAGCACUGAGAACUGGUUGUCAGAAUGGUGGGUACAGCUAGCUUAUCUGGAGUACCGACUGCCUGUGGUGGUCCACUCCAGUCCAGGGCUGGUCUUACCUCGCAUGAACUUCAGGGACAAACAAGGGCAGAUAAGGUUUGCUGCCAAACUGAUCGCAGGGGUUUUGGAUUUUAAGACCAUGAUUGACAAUGAGACCCUUCCCGUCGAGUACCUGGGAGGGAAAGCUCUGUGCAUGAAUCAAUAUUAUGAAGUGCUGUCGUCGUGUCGUGUCCCAGGGCUGAAGAGAGACAUGGUGGUGAACCACGCAAAGAGCACACCACCCCCCAAACACAUCAUAGUCGUACACAACUUCCAGUUCUUUGCUCUGGACGUGUACAACGCUGACGAUAGUCCGCUGACGGUGGAGCAGCUGUGCAGUCAGCUGGAGAGAAUCUGCAGCUCCUCGAAUCAGAACAUGGUGGAGCCUGUCGGCAUCCUGACCACCCAGCACCGUGACGCCUGGGGACAGGCCUAUGUCAACCUCAUCAAAGAUGCCACCAACAAAGCCUCCGUGUCUACCAUCCAGAGAAGCAUCUUUACCCUGUGUAUGGACGGAGUGAUGCCGCAGGAGUCCGAGCAGACAUACCGCAGUUCUGCUGCCAUCCAGAUGCUGCAUGGAGGAGGAAGCCGGUGGAACAGCGCCAACCGCUGGUUUGACAAGACCCUGCAGUUUAUCGUCGGGGAGGACGGGACAUGUGGUGCAAACUACGAGCACGCUCCAGCCGAAGGCCCGCCCAUCGUGGCCUUAAUCGACCAUGUCGUAGAAUACACGAGGAAGGAGAAGGACGAAGAAGUGCUGCAGCCUCCUGAGGAGCCGCUGCCCGGACCUCAGAAACUACACUUCAACAUCACACCAGAGGUCAAGAAGAGCAUCGAAGAAGCCAAGCAGAGCAUGAACACCCUAGCUCAGGACCUGGACAUGAAGGUCAUAGUGUUUGAACACUUUGGGAAAAAUGUCCCCAAGGUGCACAAGAUGAGUCCGGACGCCUUCAUCCAGAUGGCGCUGCAGCUGGCCUACUACAGGUUGUACCAGCGCUGCUGUGCCACGUACGAAAGCGCCUCCCUAAGGAUGUUUAGACUCGGUCGUACAGACACCAUACGAUCAGCAUCCAACGCUUCGGCUGCCUUCAUCAGAGCCUUUGAUGACAGCAGCAGACAGAACACUGAGAAGCUGGAGCUGAUGGAGAAGGCUGUUCAUGCUCACAGGUCCUACACCAACAUGGCCAUUAAUGGUCAGGCCAUAGACCGACACCUCCUGGGUCUGAGGAUGCAGGCCGUGGAGGAAAAACUGACUGUGCCUGAAAUCUUCAAAGACGCAGCCUAUGCUAAGGCUCUGCACUACCAGCUGUCAACUAGUCAGGUUCCAUCUAAGACGGACUGCGUCAUGUGCUUCGGUCCGGUUGUCCAAAACGGCUACGGCGUGUGCUACAACCCCAUGAAUGACCACAUCAAUUUCGCCCUGUCGUCUUUCAACACGUGCAAAGAGACGAACUCUGCGCAUCUGGCUCAGGCCGUGGAGAGCGCUCUGCUGGACAUGAGGGCUCUGCUGGAACAGACGCCACGGGCCAAACUGUGAAGCUCCUCCCUGAAGUCAUGUGACCUGACAGCAUCCUUCGACCGGCCAGGUCGAGCCUGUGCCACGCCGGCUUUGUGUCGUUGAGGAUUGUGCACUUUAAAUCAAGCUGCAGCGUCGUCAGUACAAUCUCUGGUUUUACUUCGUACAAACUCGGUUCAAACAGAAAUGAGUCGGUUAUUUAACACUAAUCAUGCGACUGGCUGUUAGAUAGUUUUUUCUAACGUGAAAAAAAGAUUCUGAAUCUUAAACAAUUUUACUGCUAAAGUACUAAUAUGGAAUACUGCAUUUAUGCAGUAAAUGUUGCCAGUGAGGUGAUUAAAAAUUAGCAUUUGGAGGCAAAAACGAGCCCCAAAACUAAAGCUGCACAUGGUCUUGUGAAGUAUUUUUGUUCUGUGGGCCAGUCUUUGUCACACUGUCCACAAACGAGCCUUGUCCUGGUGUGCACGUGUCCAGACAUGUGAUGGUACUCAUCAACUACUCAUGUGAAAGAGAUUCAAACACCAAGUUGUAUUCUGUUUUUAGCAUUCAAAAACACAGCUGGGAAAACCCCUGGGUAUUCUUUGGAAAGACCAUACCACCCACCUCCUUGUAAUCUGUCAAUGAAAACAAACUGUGUACAAACCACUGAAUGGAACUCUAAAAAAGAUCUCUAAAAAUGAAAGAUGAGGGAAAAAUCGACCAGGAGUUGGAGAGAACCACCAUCUUUGUGUAAUGUAACCAAACCUCAAAACCUCAAAAAGGGUUCAAGAUUGGGAAGCAGCCGUGUUGGUUUUUCUGGAGACCGCUAUAAACUUCACCUCCUGCAGGUGUCGCUACAUUGCGUUUGAUUGACCACUAGAACCGACCGUUGGGAUGUAUUCUGAGUAAUUUUGGCAAAUUACAUAAAGAAUAACAAUGGUGGAAACGUUGACUAUUUUAGAAUAUGUUCUGCUCCUGCUGGGCUGAAGUGGUAUUGCAUGUGAUGAAGGCAUUUCUGUGCUGCUCCUUCAAUUUAGACAAAUGGGUUUUAUGUACAAUCAGUUCUUGCAAAAGAGCAGUCAUUAUGCCAGUACAGACAGUAUGUAGCUGUAUGAUUCAUGGGAAAAACGUGGCGCUAACCAGGGAGCGAUAGUACUGGUUGAACAAAUUACUUGAAGCUUUUGGAGCAGAAGCUAAAGCUCCAACUUUAGCUCUCUCUCUCUCUCUCUCAUUCUCUCGCCCUCUUUCAGCAGUGUCAGUUUACUUACGGGCAAUAACAACGCUCCCUUCAACAGAAAUGGCUAAUUGAUGAAGUACAAGUAGAGUACUAACCCUGGACCUUGGACACGGGGUUUCACUUUGUCAAAAGGUUUAAUUAAUUACCAAUGUGCUAAAGAGGAAAAUUCUGGAAGAUGCGGAGAGUUUUAACAACGAACCUUAUUUUUAUAAUUUCAACGAAAGCGACUGUUCAGUUUUUAUUUUCAGCAUGUACAGGAAAACGGUUCAGAAUAUCUUGUAAGGCUUCAUAGAAGGUGCCAUUCUAUUCUUAAGGUCAGAUCAGUGUGACAUGUGUGUGUCUCAAAGUGCAGUUUGAAAAUGUUUUAUGUCUUUUUCCUUCACCUCUGCUGUGCCUUUCUUCUUCUGUCCAUCAGGGGUCACCAGUGUGAAAAUCAGAUAAAGUAUGUAUAUGUCCUUGUUUGUAAAAACUUUUAACCCACGAAGUAAGUCGUUAGAGUUGGUUUAAUUGAAGAUUGAUUCUAUAAAUGCACAAUUUACAGUCCUGCAA
This is a messenger RNA of Cynoglossus semilaevis (tongue sole), 3779 nucleotides long. RefSeq names its product carnitine O-acetyltransferase a (gene crata). The record is from RefSeq and is a predicted model, not a curated record. Lineage: Eukaryota; Metazoa; Chordata; Actinopteri; Pleuronectiformes; Cynoglossidae. Gene Ontology annotation, molecular function: carnitine O-acetyltransferase activity. Gene Ontology annotation, cellular component: peroxisome. The coding region runs from base 152 to 2035 and encodes 627 amino acids. The transcript is spliced from 14 exons. Gene Ontology annotation, biological process: carnitine metabolic process, CoA-linked.